Molecule: messenger RNA, 378 nt
Organism: Fusarium musae
Lineage: Eukaryota; Fungi; Ascomycota; Sordariomycetes; Hypocreales; Nectriaceae
Exons: 2
Coding region: 1-378 (125 amino acids)
Source: RefSeq, a predicted model, not a curated record
AUGCCUUACGGUGCUGAAAGCGCUUGGGCCCGUGAGAGCCCGGGCUCCAUGAUUGCAAACUAUGUCGAGGAGGCCAUCAAGGAACUCGAGAGAAAUCCCAAGUACCACGAUGAGACCAACAAGCUGGUCUCACCUCAUGUCCUCGCUAUGGACAUUGAUGAGGAAGAAACAUUUGAUGCCUGCGGAGCCAAGUUCACAAGUGACGGGAAGCUUGCUAUUGUCUUCGGUGCCGACAGACUGGGUUCCAACACUGGCGAUGCCUAUUGGCAUAAGAACCUGGAGAAGGGCAUCAGCUUGGCUCCUAACAUAGAUGCGCUGAGCUUUUACGCUCGUAAAGGUAUUCGUGAAGAGUACGAGCCCGAUAUUGCCGACAUAUAG